UCCAAGACGACUCUACUGGUGCCGCCGUCGCAGUCUAUCUUGACAAGACAUACCCCUCCUCCUCCCAUCCCACCGGGACGACAACCCUUUGAAGCUUUCUCCAGCCAUUCUCAAAACCUUUGACAACCAUCAUUGUCGAGUCUAUAUAGUGCUUUUCUAGGGUAUUAUUAUGGGCCAUCUCACCAACAAACUCGCCAAAGUGAAAGAGGCGGGUCUGCAAGAUUUUCGCCGGUCAAGAACAAAGCCAGUAUGUCAUGGAGAAUCAUACCAGCUCUUCAACGCCAUCGGAGUCUGGAGGGAGGCACAAUGGAUAUUAGCGUGUUAUUGUUGAUGGGGAUGAAAUUAUUCAUGGACGCCGGGAGCGAGCAAGGCCAAGACUAUAAAGCUAUAUUAUCCUCUCCUCCUUUUCCCUUCCUUCCACAACGCCAGACAAUUCCUACCAUCGUUGAGAACGACCUCAACAAGCCCUACAGCUUCCAAUGGAAAACACCGCUCUUGGACCGUGGUCCUAAUACCAAGCGAUCAGAUGAUGAUAUCUUUUCAAGGUCGGCUCGACACAAUCUUAAUGGUGUCGAACCGACCUUGAUAAGAUAUUUACCAUGAAGAACUGAAUAGAAAUCAUAGCUAUGACGUCUGGCCCCUCAGACGGUGUUCGUUGCUCUGAGGCCUUCAAUCGUCGUAGCGCUGCCUGC
Messenger RNA from Guyanagaster necrorhizus, 692 nucleotides. RefSeq lists its product as uncharacterized. The record is from RefSeq and is a predicted model, not a curated record. The transcript is spliced from 2 exons. NCBI's taxonomy places the organism in Eukaryota, Fungi, Basidiomycota, Agaricomycetes, Agaricales, Physalacriaceae. The coding region runs from base 250 to 603 and encodes 117 amino acids.